CCGGACGCCCGGACGCCUGGACGCUCCGCUCGACGAAAUUGAAUUUGCUGGCCGCAGCUGAAUUUCGGCAGGCGACAUUCCAGGCCUCGCUUAUAAAUUCGCAAUUCGAUGCCAGUCUCGCGGGGAUCGGACUCCGUGAACAUCAUCGAGAGCGCAAGCGCGAGUCGAGAGUCGCGAGCGAGAGCAUCGGCAUCGUCGAGCUCGAAAAAGCUGAGCAGGCGCUGUGGUGCGUGACGAUGGAAUUGCUGUGCGGACCCACGCCGGUCUGAGAUGCGGUUCUGAUGUGCGACCAGGACUCGGCCAGCGGAUUCGGAUUUUGAAACCAUCGAGGCACGACGUCAGCGGCGAGCAGGCUUCGGGAAUUGGAACAGGAUCUCCGAGGAUCAGAAUUGCCGAUUCUUUGGCUCCGAUCUUGUAUUGUCUGCUCUUCUUUUCCGUGAAAGAUCGAGGAAUUGUACUCCUGACCCUCGUGCCAAUUCCCUUGCUGUUCCGGGGAUCUGCCCGCGAAGGUUGUUUUUCUCACGCAGCGCAGCUGCUGCUGCUGCCGCUGCUGUAGCGAGAAGAUGGAGACCACGUCCACGGACAGUCCUGACGGGAACGGGGCUCUUCCUGAAGCUUGCGAAGAAUCAGCGGUCCAGGAAUCACGCGUGCAACUCAUCAAUGUGUGGUCGGGCCCUCGGUCUCUCAGUACGAGCCUCAUGUAUUCUUUCGCCCAGAGGGAUGAUACGGAAGUUCUUGAUGAGCCUUUGUACGCUCACCAUGUGUAUCUUACGGGAGCAGAACGACCUUAUCGCGAACAGCUUUUGGCUACUAUGCCUCUUUUCUUUUCAGGAAACAGACGGAAACAAAGUCGUUCGGAAUUUGAUUGAAAGACCAUCAACAAAAACAUACAGAUUCUGUAAGCAUAUGGCAAAACAUCGGACGCCCGGCUUGUCCAAUGACUUAAUGACGACGGGAAAGCAUGUUCUUCUUAUAAGGGACCCUGUUUCAUCUCUUCCUUCCUUUGAUAAGGUGCUUCCUGUUACUCUGGACGAGUUAGAAUUGGCAAACCUGGUUGGCAUGUACAGUGAGCUUUCAGCUCGGGGAAAUCCUCCACCUAUAGUGAAUGCUCGAGACCUCCAGCAAAAUCCAGAGGGUAUCUUGAGGGCUUUAUGCGAAGCUCUCAAAAUUCCAUUCCAGGCGUCAAUGCUUCGAUGGCCAGCUGGUCCAAAGCCAGAAGAUGGUUUAUGGGCUCCGUGGUGGUACAAGACUGUACAUAAGACAACUGAGUUCAACGCGCGCUCACCAUUCAAUACGAAGCCUUUUCCUAAGAAGCUUUACCAUUUACUGGAGCAUUGCCAACCUUUCUAUAACCUUCUCAACCGUCAUGCUCUACGACCGGCUUCUACUGAAACUAUUCCUCCUCCUUUACCAGUUUCAGCAAACGAGAAAUUGCUUAUCUGGGUCAAUGAUCAACUUCUUGUUCGUGAAGACGCCAAGGUUUCAGUUUUUGACUCAAUAGUGCAAGGAGGAGACGGUGUUUGGGAAGGACUUCGGAUCUACAGGGGGAAAAUAUUCAAAUUAGAAGAGCAUCUGGACAGAAUGUUUGACUCAGCAAAAGCGAUGGCGUUCAAGAACGUGCCUAGUCGAACCGAGGUGAAAAAUGCAAUUUUUUCUACGCUCAUUGCAAAUGACAUGAGAGAUUGUGCACAUGUUCGACUUACCCUUACACGUGGGAAGAAGUUUUCUUCAGGGAUGAGCCCAGCGUUCAACGUAUAUGGUUGUAAUCUUUUGGUUGUGGCGGAGUGGAAACCUCCGGUUUAUGACAAUACGUCGGGUAUCCGCCUAAUCACGGCAUCUACGAGACGGAACUCUCCCAAUAGUCUGGACUCCAAGAUUCACCACAAUAAUCUAAUCAACAACAUCUUAGCGAAGGUGGAGGGUAAUUUAGCUGGCGCGGAUGAUGCAAUUAUGCUCGACUGCGAGGGUUUUGUUUCGGAAACCAAUGCAACCAAUAUUUUUAUGGUCAAGAAAGGGUGCAUUUCAACUCCGCUAGCAGAUUACUGCCUGCCUGGAAUUACUCGAGCGACGGUAAUUGGUUUGAUCAAGGAGGCCAAGAUGCCGUUUAUGGAGAGACGUAUUAGCCUAACGGAGUUUCAUGCCGCAGAUGAGGUCUGGACAACUGGAACUAUGGGCGAGCUUAGUCCUGUCGUGGAGAUAGACGGACGAGUCAUUGGUGAUGGAAAGGUGGGGCCAAUCACCAAACAGCUACAAGAACUAUAUGCGGCCGCAGCAGACUCAGAAGGAGAAUUAAUCCCUUUCGAUGGCACUUCCGAUAGUGACAGUUAGAGGGAUGUUCCAACAUUGUUACACAAGACAAAUAUUUUUAGUCAAAAACUUGCUAGCACAUGCGAGAUGACUUGAAGACCUCUCCAUGAUAGGAACGACUAUCGCCCCUGCCUUCAUCUGGACAGUGAAGAUAAUCAUUGAAAGGGAAUUGUUUGAUCCACUUUCAAACCAGGUUCUCACUUAGAUCGGAGAAGCCUUGACUGGGUACCUCGCGAGGGAACAUUCUGGGCCUUCCGCUUCUCGGCCAAGGAUCAAGUUGGUAAUCAGCUAAGCUGUCAGCUGUUAUCGGGUCGAUGACUGAAUGACUGCAGUUGAAAUCUAGAUAAAUCAGCCAUAAAAGUUGAAAUCUAGUGUCCAUGCGGUUGUGCCAUUUGACGCAGUACGAGGGUGCAUAAAGCUAGCGUUAUCUCAUACCCUUGUUCGUCCAUGUAAGGUAUCAGAUAUUUUUCAGAAAAAAUAAAGUGUGU
Messenger RNA from Marchantia polymorpha subsp. ruderalis, 2795 nucleotides. Lineage: Eukaryota; Viridiplantae; Streptophyta; Marchantiopsida; Marchantiales; Marchantiaceae. The record is from the annotation of a GenBank genome assembly.